This is a messenger RNA of Octopus sinensis (East Asian common octopus), 2843 nucleotides long. Its product is annotated as chloride channel protein A-like. The record is from RefSeq and is a predicted model, not a curated record. The transcript is spliced from 18 exons. Gene Ontology annotation, cellular component: membrane; intracellular membrane-bounded organelle. Gene Ontology annotation, biological process: chloride transport; transmembrane transport. NCBI's taxonomy places the organism in Eukaryota, Metazoa, Mollusca, Cephalopoda, Octopoda, Octopodidae. Gene Ontology annotation, molecular function: voltage-gated chloride channel activity. The coding region runs from base 448 to 2811 and encodes 787 amino acids.
CUUUCUAUCCUCUCGCCGUCUACUCCCCGUCUUUAUUCCUCCCUCAGACACGAACACAUACACACACACACACACAACACACACACACACACACACACACACACACACACCAUAGACAAGUUUUCGUAAAAUAUAAAUUAAGGCUCAGAGAUAAUUUGCAUGUGAAGUAACCUUGUGGAAAUAUCAGGAAGAAAUAUUAUGGAAAUAUGAAUUGAACUGAAAUCCAUUGCCGUUGAAUUGAACAAUAUUUAAUAUAUGUAGAAUAAUACUUAAAUAUAUAUAUACUUAUACAUACAGCGAUACAUGCACACCUAAACACGUACACACACAGAUGUAUGCUUAUAUGUAAUUAGAUAUACUUCAGAUAUUAGAUAUACUUCAGUAGAAACAUAUAUAAGAACAUAUUGCAAAAAUAUCGAAGGUAAAGCACUCAUUUUCUGGUAUAGAAUGGGUGAUAAUAUGGCAAACCAUCGCCCAUUAUUUCGUCGGGAUAAAGAAAACAGCAUAAAUACUGAGCCAACAUCAUAUGUAAGUGAUGAUAGGUAUAAAUUUCUGACAGAGGGCCGAGAUUACCAGCCAGCUGACGUCUCCCAUAUAUAUACGGAUGAAGAAAAGGAAACGCUUGCAAAUUAUGAAAGUCAAAAUUACCUUCCAUCGCAUAGCUUACUCUACAGACGUUGGCUCCAAACACAGAAAGAAAAAAGAUUUAACACAUUGCGUUGGGUCGUGAUGGGCUUAAUUGGAAUGACUGUCGGAAUCAUCGGAUUUUUGCUGCACCAGGGUAUAACUCUGCUUUUUAAUACCAAACUACACAUGCAAGAGAGUUUAUUUGAGAAAGAAGAAUAUGACUUAGCGUGGCUGUGGAGCGUUGGCUAUGCAGUGAUUUUUGUAUUUAUUAGUUCGGCAUCCGUCGUGUUUUUGAAACCGUCUGCUGGAGGUUCGGGAAUGCCUCAAGUGAGUGCUUAUUUAAAUGGGACUUACAUACCAGAUGUGUUCAGUAUGGGGACUCUGCUGGUAAAAUUCGUGUCUUGUCUUUGUGCUAUUGGCUCUGGAAUGCCAGUAGGACCAGAAGCUCCGAUGGUUCACAUGGGUGCACUCAUUGGUGCUUGCCUCGGUCAGGUGCGAUUCGAAAAGCUCAAUGUAAAUUUGGCUAUUUUCCAAAGGCUUCGAAAUUCUCAAGACAGACGAAAUUUCAUUUCUGCUGGAGCUGCUGCUGGUAUUGCUUCAGCAUUUGGAGCGCCAAUUGGAGGCCUUCUUUUCUCAAUGGAAGAAGUUUCUUCAUUUUGGACGAAAUCUCUGUCCUGGCAAAUAUUCUUUUGUUGUAUGGUGGCCACAUUUGUGACUGACCUUUUGAACUCAGUUUUUCAUGGGUAUCAACAUGUCGGUACCUUUGGACAUUUUGAGAAAGAACACUAUGUAUUAUUCCAUCUUGCUACAGUGAUAAAUAUCAACGUGCUGCUGCUUAUACCAACUAUAGUUAUUGGGAUAACUGGUGGGAUUUUAGGCGCGUUCUUUACGUUUCUCAAACUGAAGAUGGCGAGAAUGCGGAAAAAGCUACUUUUCAAAAUGCCGAAACCGAUAAUAGCUAGAAUUAUUCACUGCAUCGAACCUAUAAUUUGCAUGGUGAUAAUAGCGACAGUGUAUAUCUAUAUACCCGACAGUUUCGGUUGCACACAGUUCACCUGUAUAACAGAAGACGGAAAUACAACUUAUGGAUGUUAUAAUGACACCAGGGCAGAUCCUGAAGCAGAACCAAAUGUGAUACAUUAUAAAUGUAACAAAGGCUCCAUGAAAAAAACUGGAACUAUGUGGUACACUAAUGGAACAUAUAAUGAAGUUGCCACCUUAUUACUUCUACCUGGAGAAGAUGCAGUGAAAAAUUUAUUUUCAAGAAAUACACAUCUUAAUUUCGGAUUUCCUUCUGUAGCAUGCGUACUGGUCCUGCAUUUUCUGUCUGUUUCUUGGGCGUCGGGAACAGCUGUUGCAUGCGGCAUCCUCGUCCCAGUUGUCUUUAUCGGAGGCCUGUGUGGUAGAUUGGUCGGAAUUACCUUAGUGAAUAUAUUGAAGUCGCUUGGUAGUAAUGACCCCCAUUACUGGAAUUGGUCGGAUCCUGGAGUCUUUGCGUUAAUUGGUGCAGCAUCUUUUUUUGGUGGUGUUACUCGAUUAACAAUGGCGGUUACUGUCAUCAUGAUAGAAAUUACCAACGAUGUUCAGUUCCUUUUACCAAUAAUGUUUUCAGUUUUGAUCGCCAAAUGGAUCGGGGAUUACUUUACGCACCCCUUUUACCAUGCCAUCCUUGAAUUAAAGUGUAUCCCAUUCUUACGUGCAGAACCGCACCUUGUGCUGGCUUCUAAAAGGUUGAAUGCGGAACUAUAUACUGCUUUUGAUGUCAUGGCAAGUCCUGUUGUGACAGUAUAUCCGAAACAGUCAGUGUACAAAGUAGCUAAAAUAUUACUUACUACAACACAUAGCGGAUUUCCCGUUGCUAAAAAGCAAACGAUGCUUUCGAAAUCAAAACACUUUUACGGCUUAAUCACAAGAAAAGAGUUAUACAUCUUGCUGAUGAAAGAGGAAGUAUUUUGCACAAAAGAAGAGAUUGAGAAUGAAUCUGAAAAAGUUUUAAACAAAAGUCUUGAACAUGUAACUUAUAAAGACAUUAGUAACGAUAUAAUGAAUAUUAACCUCGAUGAAGUAGAAACAAGGUUGCAGAAAUAUGUGGAUGAUCCAAAAUACCAAGAUUUAUACAUCGACUUAAUUCUCUGCAGUGGUCUCACGAAGCUCCUUCCGGAAUUCCUCAUGAGAAGUGCGUGAGAGCGGCUAUGACUCAAGCUUGUGUAUGAUGG